CGUCAGCAACCAGUCACCGCAGUAGCAGGUCACGUCUGUGCAUGGUGCUUACCCGCUCAAAGACAAGCGGCAUGGAUCAGCAGCCAGGCGAGACUACCGAGGCCUAUGAGGCCCGCAUGCUGGACAUGGUAGCAGAGUUCAAGCAACAGGCAGUUGUGGCAACAUCCGAUGUAAGAAGGAAGAUGAGGACGCAGAGGAACAGCGUCGCCUCGCUGAACAGCAGCGACAGGAGGACGCUGAGGCAGCAAGGAAGGCUGCAGACGAACGCCGUCGACUAUGCCGAGACAAAAUCCUCGAAUGCGAGGGGAACGCCUUCAACUUUUGAGACGCAAAAGGGUUACUUGGGUCUGCAUAUGAGGAUAAAUGCAGGAGGUGCAACAUUCAGCGGGGCAGUAGAGGGCAACAUUUCCUUUGUCGUGUGGUCCCUACCUGGGCCUGGAGAGACAGAGAAGAGAUGUUGUCCUGUCUCUGCAAGGCUCAAAGUCAAAGUGAUUCCGACCCCUCCUCGGGAAAAACGACUAUUGUGGGAUCAGUUCCAUAGUGUGCAAUAUCCUCCUGGGUACAUUCCCAGAGAUUCACUGGAUGUGCGUCACGAUAUUCUGGACUGGCAUGGGGAUCAUGUGCAUACAAACUACCACGAAAUGUUUGACAUGCUCUACGAUGAAGGUUAUUUCGUUGAAGUUCUUGGGUCGCCCUUCACAUGCUUUGAUGCAAACCUGCGCUCACAGGCGAGCUGGAAGGAGCAGGCAGCCAUAGACGAGCUGCGCUGCUGUGAGCUGGGUGUGGCGCAGGGUGGUCCUUGGGUGCAUGUGGCAUCUGUGUGUUGGGGAACGAGGUUUGACUGGUCAUCGCAAUCGCCAUCAGGUCAUAUGGUGAGAAUAUCUAUGGCUGGGGGCAGCUAUAUCGAGUCAGUGCAGCGGCCUGCACAGGGUCCACAGCCCGGAGUGAUGAAGGGACCGAGACAAAGUCAGUGGGUACCAAAGACGGCCAUCGUGGCUCCGAAACCCUUUACAGCGGAUAAGAGGGGUGAAGACCUCGACACUUGGUUGAGGGCAGUGCCGGUCUAUGUCAAGUGCAAACUUACCUUGCCGGACGAGGAAGUGCUUGUGGCUGCAUCCUACCUAGAGGGUAGUGCAGCAAGAUGGUUGAGUGGUUUAGUGCAGUUGCAGGGAUACGGUCAUGACUUCCGCGCUUGGGCAGCCCACCAGAAACUGGAUGACUUUCUCAAGAUGGUGGAAGAUAGGUGGCACGAUCCUCAGGGGUCCCAAAAGGCCACUGACGCGAUCCUGGCACUGCAAACGAGGCAGUUCAAGUCAGGAAGAGAGGCCACUGACGCUGUAGAGCGUCUAAUCUGUGUCCCCGGGGUGCGCUAUGACCCCCAGGUCUUACUCACCUCCUACUUGAGAUGCGUUCCCAUGCCUCUCAGGAAUCAGUUGGCAGGUGAGGCCAACAUCAAUAUGCACAACUUUCCCUCGUUCAGUAAGAAGGACAUAGACCUUGAGGCAAAGAUAUGGCAUGGACAUAAUCCCACGACGGAUGGUAGGAAGAAGACACUGCCUCUCAAUUGGAAGGCGAAGGGUCGCAUAAUGUUUGUCGAUAACGAUGGUUCAACCAUCGAGUUAGAUGACAACUUCCAGGAGGGAGUAGGUUCAGAGGCUGGCAACGUAAAGGCUUCAGGGGGUGUAGUAGUCGCUGCCGUAGCACAGAAAGACCUUCUCGUAGGCCUGCUCUGUGGACACAAAGCACCCUGUUCGACAGUACCAGAGGAUGCCUAUGAGGCUGCUCGACAGUACCAGAGGAUGCGGAGCCGCUUCUUCGACGCCCCAUCCUCUUCCACAGAGCAAGCCUACGAGGCUGCUCGACAGUACCAGAGGAUGCAGAGUUGCUUCUCCGACGCCCCAUCCUCUUUGCGACCCGCCAUUGCCACCCUGUCACGCGGCAUCACUCGAGGCCGUUCUUCUUUCAUUGGCCGCUUUCAACGCCCAUCUCAGCUUGGAGCACCAUUCUCUCGGCUCUACAGUUCCCUCGAGUACGGCGACGACUCUACGACAAAGAUCGACCCUUCCCUUGGGGAUGCCCCUGAGGACCUUGUACUUCGGGAUGUCAUCCAGUACCACUUGGAUGACGAGACUGUCCCGAUGGCCAACUGCUUGCAUAUGACAAUGUCCGCCAUGGGUCGUCUCGCAAUUGUCUUGCACAGACUGCCGCCCGCACAUUCGUUGUUCCUGAGGUAGACCUCCCGCAGGGUUUCGUCCCUCCUCGUGGAGCCGUAUCCCCCGAGGACCACACUGUCCUCGAGGCCUGUCGCGGUUGCCUUCAUUGCCGCCAGGAUGGACACACCUUACGACGUCCAUACCAUGCCACCCUCGAUCGACAGUAUGCUGACAUUUCUCGUCAACACGGAUCUCAGUCACCCCCCCGGCCUCGCCCGACGGGUUCCAUCUAGCUAGCCACGACACAGUGUACUGUUAAGGCCUCGCACUAAGCCGACUUCCCGACCAUCGGGUCGUGGUUUGCCCCUUUGGCUACCACACCAGAGGAUCCUCAGGACACAAUAGACGCAGUACCCUCUAGCCCGCCGUCUGUCAAGGUAUCGCCUGCCCCACAACAAACCACUACAUUUAGU
This is a messenger RNA of Chara braunii, 2626 nucleotides long. The record is from the annotation of a GenBank genome assembly. NCBI's taxonomy places the organism in Eukaryota, Viridiplantae, Streptophyta, Charophyceae, Charales, Characeae.